CAGGGCCCCGUGGAGCCCCACUCGCCGUGAACACCGGAGGGGUGGGUUCCAACUGGGUGGAGCUGCAGUGGUUACCAGUUCCGCAAGGUGACGCAGCAGUAGAGUACCUCAUCGAGGGCGUUGCGAUCCCGGAGCCAAGAGAUCCUCUUGCGGAAGAAGUCUGGGAACAGGUGAAGCGUGGAUCUGUGAGCGGCCUGAGAACAACCAGAGCACUUCCAUCAGGGACGAAGUCAGUUAACGUUUCCGGUCUGAGUUCCAACACGCUGUACAAGUUCCGGGUCAUGGAGUUGAACCCGUUCGGUCUAAGUGACCCCAGUCUUCCCACCGGAGAGGUCCGCACUCUACCUGCACCUCCAACCAAGAAGCCAGUUGUAGGCGGAGGCGGUGGAAAUCGCGAGGACCUGCGCAUCACCUGGGAACCGUUUGAGAAGAGAGACUACGGAGGUCCCGGGUUUGGUUACCGGGUGAUGUUCCGCAGGAGAGGCGUCAGUACCUGGGGCAGGGAUGAGAUCAGGACUAACGAGAGUGUUGAACUGGCUUCAUACGUGCACGGUCCUACCCGGUACUACGUACCUUACGACGUCAAAGUACAGGCUUUUAACGACCUGGGGAACGGUCCUGAGAGUGACAUGGUGACUGUUUACUCUUCAGGAGGACCUCCAGGACGGAUAAACGCCGUGCAGAUGAUGUACACCAGUCACUCCAACGCCACGCUGUCCUUCUCACCGCCACAGUACCGGGGGAACCUGCUGUACUACGUCAUACGUUACUGGAAGUCUAACGAGAGGGCCAACAGUUCGUAUGAUCCCGUCAACUACCAGGUCGUACCCAUCGAACAGGCCCGCGUUAGACCAGUCCGCUAUACCGAGCUGGAGCCGCUCAACCCGUACGUCUGGCCGAUCCCUGCCGACGAGGAGCCGAGGAGGUACCGACGGAAUCCCGACGAGCCACACCUUCGGGUCCGAAGGGCCGACGCCGGGCCACACUACGGCGUCGUCACAGGCCUCGAUCCGGACCAGCAGUACAGGUUUUCGGUUCGAGCCCGUACAGACGGAGGCCGGGGGGACUACAGCAGGGAGGUUUCCGGGAAAACAUUGGCGAACGCCGCGCAGUCCAGGGCAGCGGCUGGCGGACGACUAAACCAGCCGUGGUUGCCGACGCUACUCUGGGUCUUCCUGGCUCUGCUGAUCUUACUGUCCCUGCUGUGCUGCUGUCUGGGGUGCUACUGGUACAAAAAUGUGCGGCGACACACCAAGCUAAAAACAACAAGCAAGGUACCAGCAGAAAUAUCACUGGACAACAUGGCUACCAACAGAAUGACGCACGCUCACAAAAAGCAGCUCCUUCGUCACAAACCUACUCUGGUGAAGACAGUAGAUCCAGAACCAGUCAUAAACCAUCUGGUCCAGAAGGAGGUCAUCCCUAAGACCAUGGCGGGACAGUUACGAAGCCCAAAGAAACCAGAAGAAGCGCACGAGAGACUGCUGACCGUGCUGCCGUCCCGUCCUGACCCGGCGUUCUUCCACUACUGUGACGCCGUACGGAAACAGGACUCCGGUCUGGCUGAUCAACUGGAAAGGAAAACGCCUUCCAUCAGCGGAAGUGGAGAGAACGGAGUGUUCGGGUCCAUGCCCCUGAAGACUCCCUCUGGAUCCGAGGGGGACAGCAUCAGUAUACACGAUGCUCUUGAGACGAAGAUGAAGUAUGAAGACAUGAACAACAGUCACUACUCCAUGGACCUGGACCCGACUGGCCCCCGGGCGAGGUCCAAACAGCGACUGGUCAGCUCGUCAACAGAAGACGAGAACCCGUCGCCAUUGGUAACGCCCACGACAUCAUCCGACAAGCACAUAUACGCGGAGAUCAAGGGCAAGAAGAAAUCGAGCAAAAAACAACCUAGUUCUGGACAACAGAACAUCGCCUUCCAGGGCGACGACAACAAUGGUUUUUACGACGACACUGAGACAAGCCCCAAGAGCUCCCGAGAACACACCAACGAAGGGUUUGAUGACUACGACCUGCCACCGUAUCCGCCAAGUCACAGGGCGAAAUCCAGAUCUGGAUCCAGUCAGCAGUCGCCGAGGAGCAGCGAAAGGAUGGAUCUAGAUCUGGCUGAAGCUGAACCAGUGGACAUGUCAAGUCAGUUCGCGGCUCCAUCGUUUGAGCCGAGACCUUCCCGCCGGCCGGGACCCCUGGCUCCUCCCGCCCAGCCACCCCCGCCUGUACCGGCACCUGUGUCCAGGCACGCACCUGUAUCAGCACCUGUAUCAGCACCUGUAUCAGCAUCUCCACCUGUAUCAGCACAUGAACCUGUGUACUCCACUCCUUCCAUCGACCCACAUCCCUUCGAGGCCCAGUCCGGACAGAGGGUGACAGCAGAAGACGGGUGGCCCGUUAUCAUCGAAGUCUACGGGCCAGCUGACGAGGUAAGAUGGCUGUACGAAGGCCGAGAGUUGCCGAACUGUGCUCAGUACCAGCAGGAGUCGGAGACGCCCGAGUGUCACCUGCUGCACAUCAACGGUGUGAACCGGCAGAACGCCGGGGUGUACACCUGCCAGGGAACCAUCUACGGGGAGGGCACGGUCUCGUGCGACGUCAUCAUCGACAUAGCCGGGACCAAGUCCAAGACUGGCUCGUACACAAACAUGCCGAUGUACGAUGACGACUACAGCCUACACCCACGAGAUGACUAUGACGACGGGGAUCGGAAUUUAUCUUCAAUGGUUUAAACUCUGUGGUCUAAACAGUUCAUUCGCCAUCACUUAAAAGUCCUCCAUGCUAGUGGAGCACUUUCAUUUAUUGAAUUUACACAAAAUUGACAGUGUUUUGUUUAAUUCUGGGAUAUUUUCUUGGUUCAAUGAUACGUUGACGAGUACUAAGUAAACGUUAGAGAGAACCUUGUAAAAAGAAUUUGUAUCCAUUUGCCUGAGUCAUUAUAUAAUAAUAGCGGUUACUAUUUUUACUAAAUAGAGUGUUUCGAAUAAGCUAGAAUUGAAUGUAGUAUCUAUAUCUGUUGCAGUGUUAAGUAAUGUAUUUCCAUGACAAUUUCUAUAACAUAUUUAAACGUGUUUUAAUCAAGUUGGUGUUAAUUUUGCAUAUUGGAUCAUAUCUAAGCUUGACGUAUUUAGAGCAUAGUCAGAUUGUAUCAAUAUCAAGUGUAUCAUGACCAGAAGAAUGUUUAUUGUAUUAUUUGGUUUACGUUUUCAAUAAGUGCUGUGUUCUAUAUAGUGCGUAACAAUGAAAUCCGGUGCCAACGAUGAGAUCCUCAAUAAUGCUGCUGCCUGCUGUCGGUUCGUUUUGGCUAGCUGGAAACCCUCCUUUUUGUCAGAGUAAUACUUAAAACACUUGUCCUGCUUAGCGCAACAUAUGUCGCUUGGCACAUACAGUACGUACCAUCUAUAUAGCACCCUGUAUAGGUACGAUUUGGGGGUAUUUCUCGUGCAACG
Branchiostoma belcheri (Belcher's lancelet) is the source of this 3446-nucleotide messenger RNA. RefSeq lists its product as uncharacterized. The record is from RefSeq and is a predicted model, not a curated record. The transcript has 19 exons. Gene Ontology annotation, biological process: regulation of apoptotic process. Bases 282 to 2729 code for a protein of 815 amino acids. Gene Ontology annotation, molecular function: protein binding. NCBI's taxonomy places the organism in Eukaryota, Metazoa, Chordata, Leptocardii, Amphioxiformes, Branchiostomatidae.